Arabidopsis lyrata subsp. lyrata is the source of this 1059-nucleotide messenger RNA. Its product is annotated as DEAD-box ATP-dependent RNA helicase 53. The transcript has 3 exons. The coding region runs from base 29 to 883 and encodes 284 amino acids. The record is from RefSeq and is a predicted model, not a curated record. Lineage: Eukaryota; Viridiplantae; Streptophyta; Magnoliopsida; Brassicales; Brassicaceae.
GUAAUUUAUUUGUGUAUGGCAAGAGUUUAUGAUGACAUUUCUUGUGCAGGAGCAUGCUAAAGGAGGAAAAUGCAUUGUUUUUACACAAACAAAACGAGAUGCUGAUCGCCUUUCAUAUGCAUUGGCGAGAAGCUUCAAAUGCGAAGCUUUACACGGUGAUAUAUCCCAGAGUCAGAGGGAAAGAACGCUUGCUGGUUUCCGAGAUGGGCAUUUCAAAAUUCUUGUUGCAACUGAUGUUGCUGCCCGUGGACUUGAUGUGCCUAAUGUCGAUUUGAUCAUUCACUAUGAGCUUCCUAAUAACACGGAGACAUUUGUUCAUCGAACCGGGCGAACGGGUCGUGCUGGAAAGAAAGGAAGUGCUAUUCUCAUCUACAGUCAAGAUCAAUCCAGGGCUGUAAAAAUAAUUGAGAGAGAAGUUGGGAGCCGAUUCACCGAGCUCCCUAGCAUUGCUGUGGAACGUGGAAGCGCAAGCAUGUUUGAAGGAAUAGGUUCUCGAUCCGGUGGGUCCUUUGGAGGAGGCAUGAGGGAUCGCGGUUCAAGCUUUGGUGGUCGUUCAGGCGGCGGCUAUGGUGGCAGCAGUGGUGGCUAUGGUGGUGGCCGUUCAGGCGGAUCAAGCAACCGUUAUUCUGGUGAUUCUGACCGUUCUGGUUUCGGGAGCUUCGGUAUGCGUUCUCCUGAAGGAUAUGGUUCAGAUCGUUCUUCUCAGUCAGGUGGAAGGAGCAGUUUUGGUGGUGGUCGUUCAGGUGAUUAUGGCCGUUCAAGCGGAUCAUCAAACAACCGUUCCUCUGGUUUUGGUGACUUUGGCUCUGACCGUUCUUCUCAGUCAGGCGGAAGGAGCAGCUUUGGUGGGUUUGGCUCAAACGAUGGGAAAAGAUCAUACUGAUAAGUGUUUUUACCCGAACCGGCAAUAAUUUGUUUGACCUUAGGAGGAGGAUUCGGUGAGUGGCUCGAGUAGAUUAGUUACUACGGCGGAUACGAAGGAGUCAAGUUAUAUAUAUAAAAAUCUGUAGCUAUGUAAAACAAACAAAUACUUUUUUGAAGUUAUGUUAUCAAUUAUUA